Hippocampus zosterae (dwarf seahorse) is the source of this 1836-nucleotide messenger RNA. It is a transcript of the gene mtpap, whose product is annotated as mitochondrial poly(A) polymerase. Gene Ontology annotation, cellular component: mitochondrion. The record is from RefSeq and is a predicted model, not a curated record. Lineage: Eukaryota; Metazoa; Chordata; Actinopteri; Syngnathiformes; Syngnathidae. Gene Ontology annotation, molecular function: poly(A) RNA polymerase activity. The coding region runs from base 16 to 1740 and encodes 574 amino acids. The transcript is spliced from 9 exons.
CGCCGGAAGCUGCGCAUGCGUCAUCGGUCAACAACAAUGGCGUCCUCCAUUGCUGCGCACAGGUUACAUAUGAGUGGAAAGAGCAAAUUCGUGAAAUAUCUCCAAAAGGUGGACAGUUUUUUUCACAGAGGUGUCGGAACUACAGCUGUUCCAGCCCAUGUCGACAUACCAACAAAGGACGAAACCAAUGAAAAGGAUGGAUGUCUGUCUUUUUAUGCUGUCCAAGUCCAAAGACAAGAGCAGGCCGAAAGAUCCGUUCUCAUCAACUGCCCACACAAAACCAGUGAGAAAAAGAUUCUCAAGUUUUUAUCAACACAUGGUGAUAUUAACAAGUGCUUCACUUAUGAAAGCUAUGGCAUGCAUGCAGUGGUUGAGUUUGCUUCGCAAGACAGCGUGUCGUCGUUACUCGAUGGGGCCGGCAUCCCCAGCAACAACCAUGAAUCUAUGGUUCCUUAUAAAUCAAGACUAAUGACUCUGCGAGGUCUAACGGAAGUAACCAACCAGCAGUCCAAUAAACUGAGCCACCCACAAACCACUAUUCCCAUUAACGAGCUUAUUCAGAGACUUUCUCAAGAGGAGAGUAUAGACCAACAAAUAAUCUCCUUGACAGAAGCCUACCAGCUAACUGAGGAAAACAGCCGACUGCGUUUCCUCGUCUGCUCUCUGCUCAAAGACAUUGCCGCUGCUUAUUUUCCAGAAUGCUCCAUUAAACCAUUUGGAUCGUCAGUGAAUGGCUUUGGAAAGCUGGGCUGUGAUUUGGACAUGUUUCUGGACCUGGACGGCAUCAGUGGAAGGAAUUUAAAAAUGCCAAAAUCUGGUUUGACCUUGGAGUACCAGAUGAAGCGGGCCACUUCAGAGCGUGGUGUCACACAGAGCAUCCUGACUGUCAUUGGUGAAUGCGUGGACCAAUUUGGGCCUGGCUGCGUUGGUGUGCAGAAGAUCCUGAACGCCCGAUGCCCCCUCGUCCGUUUUGCCCACCAGCCGUCUGGUUUUCAGUGUGACCUCACAGCCAACAACAGGGUGGCGAUGAAGAGCUCAGAGCUUCUUUAUCUUUAUGGCCAACUGGAUCCAAGGGUGCGUCACCUUGUGUUUACCGUGCGAUGCUGGGCCCGAGCACACGGGUUGACCAGCAGUAUCCCCGGGGCCUGGAUCACCAACUUCUCUCUCACCGUCAUGGUGCUGUUCUUCCUGCAGGGGAGACAGCCCUCUAUCAUCCCCACUCUGGACCACCUACGAGACCUUGCAGGUCCCGCGGACAAGAGCGUGAUCGAGGGGAACGACUGCACAUUUGUCAGUGACUUUGACAGAAUCCAGCUCCAGAACAACACAGAAACACUCGAGAAACUGCUUUGUGAAUUCUUUGAGUUCUACGCCACAUUUGCAUUCAGUAAGAAGUCCAUAAAUAUCCGAAAGGGCAAAGAGCAGAACAAACCCGAGGUGGCCCCGCUGCACAUCCAGAACCCGUUUGAAACGGCCCUGAAUGUCAGCAAGAACGUAAAUGGCACACAACUGGAACGAUUUGUGGCUUUGUGUCAGGAGAGCGCCUGGCUCCUCCAGCAGACCGACAACACCGUACCCAAAGGCGGCCGCACGCCCACACCCUGGGGACUCGCGACCCUCCUUUUGCCUUUGCAGGUUGCGGGGGUCAAAAGUCGAAAGAAGAGGAAAAGAGAGCCUGCUAGCGAGCGGAUCAAGGGCUUGCUAGAAUCCCUGAAAAAUAAAAAUCAGCCAAAGAGCUAAAGACUCUUGAUAUCCCCGGAAAAAGAACUUCAUGUUAUCUUAAUUAGUCUGACUCAAGGACACCAUUAUGCCACAAUAAACUAAGAGACACCUUGA